CCAUGACUGCUUCACCUCUCUCUAACCUCGUCUCUGUCAACACUCUGAAUGUCGCUCUUCUUGUGGUGACUGGUUUGAGUUGGAGCAGCCCCAUUAAGCCUGCAGAAAACCCGCGCAGGACGUCGUUUGGUGUUGAUGUGCACCCCCAGCCGCUUUUCAACACGCAGGACCUCCUUAGCCAGUUUCUGUCCACACUAAACCUCACCAGGCUGAGGUCUCAGACCCGGGCCCCCAGUGCUCCUCAGGAGCCACUGCCAGAGUUCAUGCUGGAGCUCUACAACCGAUUUACCAAUGACCACACGGCCCAGCCAUCUGCAAGCAUUGUACGCAGUUUCAAGAAUGAAGAUUCCUCUCCAUCCACUGUGAGAUCCAUGGGUGUAAGGAUUUACCCCCUCCUGUUCAAUAUCUCCACACCCCAUCACGAAAGCAUAACGGUAGCUGAGCUUCGCCUCUUCACUCUGAUCGGGAAGGCCCAGAAACCCCGUGCUGGCUUUGAUUGCAAGGUGACAAUCUACGAAAAGCACGAGGGUGUUGUUUGGACCAAAGAGGUGGGGAAAGAAGUGAGAGGGAGGGAUAAAGAGGAGGUGGUGGGGAUGGAGGACUUGGAGGAACUGGUGACAAAGCACAUCCACGUCAAAGAUAACAGCUGGGUGUCAUUUGACCUCACUCAUGCGGUUACACUUUGGAGGAAGUCAGGGCGAGCGGCUCACGCACUGGAGGUUCACGUUGCACGUCUGGGCUCACAGGAGGACAGAAGUCUGGUUGAGAUUGAUAUUGACAGGAACUUGAAGGGGCAGCACAACACAGUAUUGAUUGUAUUCUCAGACGAUCAAAGCAGAGAACACAAACAGCUGAUUAAACAUGAGAAUGACCUUAAGGCGAACGUGGGACAGAGCCAGCAUCCUUUCCAGGGGCACGCAUAUGACAAACAGUCAGUCACGGAGCUGCAGUCCGACCAUAUCUAUGACACGCCUCCUCGAAUCCGGCGCAGUGCUAAGAGCCAGUCGUGCAGGAGGACGCCUCUCUUUGUGGAUUUUAAAGACAUCGGCUGGGACAGUUGGAUAAUUCAGCCUCUGGGCUACGAAGCGUACAAGUGCAACGGCGUGUGCAACCCACCCAUGACCUCCGAGGUCUCUCCAACCAAUCAUGCCAUCGUGCAGACGCUGCUGAGCUUGCACAGUCCUGACAGAACAUCACGCGCCUGCUGUGUGCCCACAAAACUGGAGCCCAUCUCCCUCCUCUAUCAUGAUAAUGGAGUGAUCACUUUCAAUCACAAGUACGAGGGAAUGGUGGUAGCAGAGUGCGGCUGCAGAUAGUAUCUCAUAAUGAUAGAGACUGUGAGCUGAACAUCUAUUUAUCUAUAUUACAUACUUGGUUUGCUUUCACAGACAUGAAUCUAAUACAGUGGAGUUAGCUGUACAUUAGAGAUGAAGACAACAAUGUGAAUUAUCUAUUUUUGAUGAAAAAUAAGAACAUUUUGCAUGAUUUAGAACAGACAUUGUUCAUUGUGAAAAACUUAAUAAGGGUUUUACUUAAAUUCCCACUCCAAUCAUGUCUUGAUCUAUUUUAAAAGCGUUCCU
Messenger RNA from Oryzias melastigma (Indian medaka), 1580 nucleotides. Its product is annotated as bone morphogenetic protein 10-like. Gene Ontology annotation, biological process: SMAD protein signal transduction; BMP signaling pathway. Gene Ontology annotation, molecular function: growth factor activity; cytokine activity. The record is from RefSeq and is a predicted model, not a curated record. Gene Ontology annotation, cellular component: extracellular region. Bases 3 to 1316 code for a protein of 437 amino acids. Lineage: Eukaryota; Metazoa; Chordata; Actinopteri; Beloniformes; Adrianichthyidae. The transcript is spliced from 2 exons.